GAUUCCGGCCGUUUUCGAGAACAUAUUCUUAACCUAAAAGACACCAAGCUGGAAACCCGCCGAUAUGCGUCUGGAUACGUAUUCGUAAAUAAGGUGGAUACUCGGGGUAAAUAAUUACUUUUGGGCCCUCGGGAAGAGGGACGUGGGUUUCGGGUCGGGUAUAGAACCUGUAUCUGUAAAUACAAUCUUGCUAGUCUUCUUCUUCAUCAUCCGUCCACUCAUUUAGAUUCAGAAACAGCCUUCGGAAAAUGGCAGCGAUUUACAGCCUCUACAUCAUCAACAAAUCAGGCGGCUUGAUCUUCUACAAGGACUAUGGAUCGACGGGACGAAUGGACACGAAUGACAGCUUGAGGGUUGCGAGCUUGUGGCACUCAAUGCACGCCAUUUCUCAGCAAUUGUCUCCGGUUCCCGGUUGCGCAGGCAUCGAGCUUCUUCAAGCUGAUACCUUUGAUCUUCACUGCUUCCAGUCACUUACUGGAACAAAGUUCUUUGUUGUCAGUGAGCCUGGUACACAGCACAUGGAAGGUCUCUUGAAACACAUCUAUGAGCUGUACACUGAUUAUGUCUUGAAGAACCCCUUCUAUGAGAUGGAGAUGCCUAUCCGGUGCGAGCUCUUUGAUAUUAACCUGACACAGGCAAUACAAAAGGAUCGUGUUGCCUUGUUAGCCCGAUGAUCUGCGUCGUGACAUGUAUCUUAUGUUUUUGUUGCUUGAUCUAUAUUUCUUUAGAUGUAAAUCUUCUGAACAAUCGUGAAUACAACACAUAAGAUAUGUGUUGUUGUGUUGUUCGACUUUAGCUGACUACAACUUCAAUGUUCAGUACAGGGUUUGUGAAGUAUAUCUUCUUUUGAAUUGACGUUCAUUGUUU
Fragaria vesca subsp. vesca is the source of this 867-nucleotide messenger RNA. RefSeq names its product trafficking protein particle complex subunit 4-like. The coding region runs from base 249 to 674 and encodes 141 amino acids. Gene Ontology annotation, biological process: endoplasmic reticulum to Golgi vesicle-mediated transport. The record is from RefSeq and is a predicted model, not a curated record. Gene Ontology annotation, cellular component: TRAPP complex. Lineage: Eukaryota; Viridiplantae; Streptophyta; Magnoliopsida; Rosales; Rosaceae. The transcript is spliced from 3 exons.